AUGAAAGAAACAACUAAUAAUAAUAAUACGAAUAAUGAUAACAAUGAUAGUACAUCGAUAGCAGUAUCGGCAGUUGAUGAAAAAGCAUUGGUUGAUAAAUUAGAUGACAAUGAUAUCGAAGAUAGAUUAGAAAAGGAUUUUGAAAGAUCACUAAGACAGUUUGGUAUAGGUGAUAAAGGAAUUGAUAUAUUUAAACAAGGUGAUGGAUCACUAUUUACAAGAAACGAUCCAACAAGAGAAGAAAUUGAAAGAAAUAAACAAAUGAUUGAUAGACAAGGAGACUUGUUUGCCAAAGCAAUAGAAAUGGAAGAAACUAUUGAAACUCUUCAACAAGAAAUAUCAUCACUCAAGAAACAAUUAGCAGACAAGGAUAAAAUGAUAGCAUCACUACAAUUAAAGAAAUAA
Messenger RNA from Cavenderia fasciculata, 405 nucleotides. Its product is annotated as putative RNaseIII. The coding region runs from base 1 to 405 and encodes 134 amino acids. The record is from RefSeq and is a predicted model, not a curated record. NCBI's taxonomy places the organism in Eukaryota, Evosea, Eumycetozoa, Acytosteliales, Cavenderiaceae. The transcript has 2 exons.